Dendrobium catenatum is the source of this 749-nucleotide messenger RNA. RefSeq names its product transcription initiation factor IIA subunit 2. Gene Ontology annotation, molecular function: TBP-class protein binding; RNA polymerase II general transcription initiation factor activity. The record is from RefSeq and is a predicted model, not a curated record. The coding region runs from base 373 to 696 and encodes 107 amino acids. Lineage: Eukaryota; Viridiplantae; Streptophyta; Magnoliopsida; Asparagales; Orchidaceae. Gene Ontology annotation, biological process: transcription initiation at RNA polymerase II promoter; RNA polymerase II preinitiation complex assembly. The transcript is spliced from 4 exons. Gene Ontology annotation, cellular component: transcription factor TFIIA complex.
AGAUUUACGUCGAGCAUAAAUCCUGCCGCGUAAAUCCCGUUUGGCAGGAUUUACGCUAAAUCCUGCUCAAAUCCGGCCUAAAUCCUGUUGCUAAACAGCCCCUUCGGGUUUACUGAAUAUGCGAUUUAAGUUAAAACGGGGACAAAGGGGAUUUAAGAUUCUGAUGCAUUUAAGUUCAACCCUAGACUUAGCUCCUCUUACAAAGGAACAGAAGGAGAAAGCUGAGAGCUCGCAACUCUACCGCCCAAUCUUAGUAACUAAACUGCAUCACCGCCUAACUUCUCCUGAGCGCCAACCAAUUCAAGAGUUCCCCGACCUCCUCCGCCGAUCUCGUUUUCAGAAAAAAAAGAAAUCUAUUUGACGACUAGAGGUAUGUCAACAUUUGAAUUGUAUAGGAGGUCCACCAUUGGCAUGUGCUUGACAGAAACACUAGAUGAGAUGGUCUCCAAUGGAACCCUUAACCCAGAGCUUGCCAUUCAAGUACUUGUGCAGUUUGAUAAGUCGAUGACAGAGGCUUUAGAAAAUCAAGUGAAGAGUAAAGUAUCUAUCAAGGGACAUCUUCACACAUAUAGAUUCUGUGACAACGUCUGGACCUUCAUCUUACGGGAUGCAACUUUUAAGAAUGAGGAGUGCCAGGAGAAUGUUGGCCGGGUAAAGAUUGUAGCUUGUGACUCAAAGUUGCUUGCUCAGUCCUAAGUGCAUCUCUCUCUCUCUCUCUCUAUAUAUAUAUAUAACAUGAAUACUAUAUA